AUGGCCCAAGCUUCCGUUCCGAUUCUCAUGACCAGUUUCAAACAUAGAAUACAGACGGACCACCAGCUUCCCCGAAGAGACCACGUACUCGAGCUUUUGUCCGAAAAGAGAAGUUACAAAAAGAACCCGGAGAGACACUGUGUACACCCAGUACACGCGCCCAAAGUAAGCCACUCACUCCACGACGGAGCAGCGGGUCAGCCUAGGCGGGAGUUUCAGAAGUGGUUCACCAAACAGCAUAACUACAUUCUGCUGGUGGCCCAGGACAUCUUUGCGACAGGAAAGGAGCGAGGUCGUCGCGGUAUUCGAGGGAAAACGGAUUCAGCGGUCUCGGAGUGGCUAGGUCACCUGAAUCCUGCGCCGCUUGACCAAGCACAAGCAUCCUUCAGAUACGACCUUCCUCUCAUCGGUCAUUCCGAUCCACGCGGAGAAAGCAUGGAAUCGUCAAGCUCUCUUUCUAGAGUUUCCACGACUACCGCUGAUGAUUCCAGUACGGUGAGAGACUUUGACAAAAGAGACAGGGCGCUGAGUUGGGAGAAGCUUCGACUCAGGCGCAUCUUUAAAACUGCCACCGAAGACGAGAAGUCGAAGGACCUAAAAUCGAAACUCGUGCCCGGACCAAGCAAAUUGCCAUUCCGAGAGAUUCCGGAAUUCGUGGGUUUUCUGAAGGAAAUCCUCGGAGAGUGCGAGAAGUCGCGUCCGAAUAAGGACUCUUCCGCUGUCAUCGAAAAAUUCAAAGACAAAUUCCAUGAAUGGCAAUCGGACCAUCGUCUUGCUUUGAUGACCAAUCGAGAAUUCGGAAUGGACAUCAGAUACAGUAUGUCGGCGAACGAAGCAGUCCUGCAACGGACCAUCAUGCUUUCCAUCAUUGACCGAUGUUAUAUUCACGACUUGUUCUCAUUUAACUGUGAAGGGCAAUGGAGGUUAGACCAAAGGUAUCGCUUGCCUGUCACGGGAAGGAUGGAACAUGUUACCCUGCCAAAACCCGACCUGGCUGUCUUCUUCAAACUGGAGGCCCUUACCGGACCCAAUAUCUGGGCUCCGUACCCUAAAGAGAUGGCCGGGUCCUUGCGCCCGGAUGGCGGACCGGAAAGAUGCUUUCCUUUUCUUUUCAUGGAGGUCAAGCGCAGCGCUGACAAUCUCGAAUCAGCUUUCCGAGCAAAUCUUCAUAGCGCCAGCCAAGCUCUCUACAAUAUCUUUCAGUGGAUGUCCUUGGUCGACUUGAACGACAUCUUUUGGGAAAAUGUUCGGGUCUUCUCCAUCGAUCUUAAUGCAAGGGAGAUCAAAUUACGCGUGCAUCGCGCCGCGCCGGAGAGCGACAACUCCCUGCGUUUCUAUUUCGACGAUAUAACAUCUCUGACCGAAUACACCAGAGACCAAGCUUGUCAACUUGUUAAAGGCGUCUUACUCGACUACGCAAAAAGCGAACUCUAUGGUAUUUUGAAGAACACAUUUCAGAAAGUGUCGGAGAGGGAGCAACUCCUGGCUCAACAACAGGCAAGAAGCUACCAAAACAAACGAAGAGCAGAGCAACCGCAAAGUCAAUCUUCAAAGCGAGGACGAUCUCGAGUGGGAGCUACAGUUCCUCCAGUGCCGGUGGACAUAACAAGCGAAGGUGUAGAUCCUGCUUCAUCGUUUGGGGCCAGCGGCCUCACCAUUUGA
Rhinocladiella mackenziei CBS 650.93 is the source of this 1662-nucleotide messenger RNA. RefSeq lists its product as uncharacterized. The transcript is spliced from 3 exons. Lineage: Eukaryota; Fungi; Ascomycota; Eurotiomycetes; Chaetothyriales; Herpotrichiellaceae. The record is from RefSeq and is a predicted model, not a curated record. Bases 1 to 1662 code for a protein of 553 amino acids.